Molecule: messenger RNA, 675 nt
Organism: Plutella xylostella (diamondback moth)
Lineage: Eukaryota; Metazoa; Arthropoda; Insecta; Lepidoptera; Plutellidae
Gene: Pomp
Product: proteasome maturation protein
Biological process (GO): proteasome assembly
Cellular component (GO): cytoplasm; nucleus
Source: RefSeq, a predicted model, not a curated record
AUUAUUCUGAGUAACGAAACGAUGCCAAUGAUUUGACAGAAUUUGUUUUGAAGUCAAAUUCAGAAAUAAUCUCUUAUUUUACAGGCUAUAACUUUGUAUUUUACAAUAAAUCACAAAUAUUCAUUACAUUUUCAACCACCUAACUUUACGAGCUACUAAGAAAUCAAGAUGAGUUUUGGACUACCAUCCGUUAAAGUUAAGCCUGAACAUGUCAGCAAUGUCAAGGUCCAAGAGGGUCCAUUUGGAGUACCAGACCCCUUUGUUGCCGGCAUGGGUGCCACUAAACCCAAGCUUGGCCAGUCUCACCCACUUGAACACUCGGAAAAGAAUUACCACCUGAAUGUGGACAAAAUGAACCUGGCUAUGCUGAGGAAUGUGCAGGGGCUGCACGCGCCCAUGAAGCUGCAGAUGGAGAGAAAGUUUGCCAGCAAGAUCGGUCACCUGCCGUUCCUCCCACGGUCCAACAUGCAGAUGGAAGUGCUGACCGGCAGACAUGUGGAGAUCGGCUUCGAAGACAUCCUCAAUGUGCCCGAGUUCUGUGAAGUCUCCGGUCAACCCCAUGCUAUGGUUGAGCGCUCUCUGGGUCUGCUAUGAUUUGAUUACUUCUUAUAAAAUAAUAUUAUGUGUAAUUUAAGUUGGUACAGAAAAAUUCAAUAAAAACCUUUACUGUAAGUA